AUGCCGUCCAAGUCCUCUGGCAACAAAAUGUCCGCCUCUGGAUGUGGCUGCCGCUACUUUUCUCUCUGGAACUCAAGUCUGCUCGCGGUCUUCCUGGCGCUAUUCUCUGCUCUGUACAGCUUCCUCGACGCGCGCCUCGACCAGUUCUAUAUCUUUUACCCUAAGCAUUUGCAUGAUCUGUCGCAGUAUACUAUUAAGACUUAUAGCGAGGAUACCGGCUCUAUUAUCAACUUUAUCGUUGCUGAGCUGCAGGAGAAGAUUAGUGAAAAGUAUCUGAGCACCGAGGAGGAGUGGGUGUUUAACAAUGCUAGCGGCGCUAUAGGCGCGAUGUACUCCGUAUAUCAUUCACGCUAG
Molecule: messenger RNA, 354 nt
Organism: Penicillium subrubescens
Lineage: Eukaryota; Fungi; Ascomycota; Eurotiomycetes; Eurotiales; Aspergillaceae
Product: C-8 sterol isomerase
Exons: 1
Coding region: 1-354 (117 amino acids)
Biological process (GO): ergosterol biosynthetic process
Cellular component (GO): endoplasmic reticulum
Source: RefSeq, a predicted model, not a curated record